Messenger RNA from Trypanosoma brucei brucei TREU927, 153 nucleotides. RefSeq lists its product as hypothetical. The transcript has a single exon. The record is from RefSeq and is a predicted model, not a curated record. The coding region runs from base 1 to 153 and encodes 50 amino acids. Lineage: Eukaryota; Euglenozoa; Kinetoplastea; Trypanosomatida; Trypanosomatidae.
AUGUCCGGUGAAGUGGGUGAGUGGCGCCGAAAAAGAAAAAAAAAUCAGCGAAAGCAAAAGAAAAAAGAUGAAGAAGAAAAACGUGAAAUUAACAAAAAGGAUACAAGUAAUAAUAAUGUAAUACGUCUCUUCUUCAAAAAAAAAAACAACUAA